This is a messenger RNA of Oldenlandia corymbosa var. corymbosa, 2966 nucleotides long. The record is from the annotation of a GenBank genome assembly. NCBI's taxonomy places the organism in Eukaryota, Viridiplantae, Streptophyta, Magnoliopsida, Gentianales, Rubiaceae.
CUGGCGCAGAAGAAAUGCGCCACCCUUAUAAGAAAUGCACCACCCUCGCCAUAUAUUUUUUUUUAGGGGCGUGUACGUUUUUUUCGUGCGUUCAAAUGAAAAAAUUAGGGUGCUCAACAGCACGAUCCUUAUAAAAUGGUCAGCUGUGCCACCUUUUUGGGAAGCUCCAUUCUGCAUUUCCCAUCAUAGUACUAUUUUAUCAUCCUUACUCCUCCCUCCAAAUCUCUUUUGGAUUAUCUGUCUUGUCCUUUUGUCAGACUUUCUUCUUUUCUUACUUACCAAUUUCUAUUAAGGGCACUUGAAUGGAGCUGAAAAAUCAUACCUGCAAGUAAAGAUACCUUUCGGUUGACUACAGAAAUUAGUUGGCUUUGGCCUUGAUCACAGUUUAUGUACUUUGCCCGGUUGUGGGAUUCACCAAAACUGUGGUAUAUUGUGGUGUCUCAGUUGGAUAACUAGAAAGGCUUUGUUUGGGUUCAUGGAAUUUCAUGGGUUGACUUGAUUUGACAUCACUUCACGUUUGAAAGAUUGGACUUUUAAGACUCGGAUUUUCUGGGCAUUCCUUGAAGAUGUAUGUGGUGGAAAGCAAAGGAGGGGCCAUAGUAUGCAUGCUUCUGGCUCUUUUUUUCUUGGGAACAUGGCCUGCCAUUAUAACUAUGUUAGAAAGGCGAGGUCGUCUUCCUCAACACACUUACCUUGAUUACACAAUCACUAAUCUAUUGGCUGCUGUCAUCAUAGCCUUUACUUUUGGUGAAAUUGGGAAAGGAACCAGCGCAAAGCCUAACUUCCUUGAGCAGUUAUCACAAGACAAUUGGCCUAGUGUUAUGUUUGCAAUGGCUGGAGGAAUAGUUCUCAGUCUUGGGAAUCUGGCAACUCAGUAUGCCUGGGCUUAUGUUGGUUUAUCAGUGACAGAGGUGAUUUGUUCGAGCGUGACUGUUGUUAUAGGCACAACACUCAAUUACUUUUUAGAUGACAAAAUCAACAAGGCCGAAAUACUUUUUCCUGGUGUUGGAUGCUUCUUAAUUGCUGUUUGUUUUGGCUCUGUCGUCCAUUCAUCAAAUGCAGCCGAUAACAAAUCAAAACUUAAUGGUUAUUCAACUAAUUAUGGAAAAGAGAAAGAGUUGAAGAGUAUUUCUGUGUCUAAACAAGCAUCUUCAGAUGAUGCACUAGUUGACAGCAAAGAUCUGGAGAAUGGGAAUGGCUCUUUGGAGAAAGCAUCUUUUGGGACUGCACAUUUUCUGAUUGAGCUUGAAAACAAAAGGUCUAUAAAGGUGUUUGGAAAGAGCACAUUUCUGGGAUUGGGAAUAACUUUCUUUGCUGGUUUUUGCUUCUCACUCUUCUCACCAGCCUUCAACCUGGCUACAAAUGAUCAGUGGCACACCCUUAAAGAAGGAGUUCCUCAUUUGAGUGUAUACAUAGCAUUUUUUUACUUCUCAGUCUCGUGCUUUGUCGUUGCAAUCAUUUUAAACAUAAGCUUCCUUUUUUGCCCUGUGCUGAACACAUCCAAGUCAUCGUUCAAAGCCUACCUAUCAGACUGGAAUGGCAGAGGUUGGGCCUUAUUGGCAGGACUUCUGUGCGGAUUUGGGAACGGUCUGCAGUUCAUGGGAGGCCAAGCAGCUGGAUAUGCAGCAGCAGAUGCUGUUCAGGCACUUCCGCUCGAUUUUCUGGGCAUUUUCUUUGACAGAAGCAUCUCCAGGAAAAAGGGAUUCCUGCCCAGUUGGGGUCUAUUGAAGAUGUAUGUGGUGGAAAGCAAAGGAGGGGCCAUAGCUUGUAUGCUUUUAGCUCUGUUGCUCUUGGGGACAUGGCCAGCCAUUGUGACUCUGUUAGAAAGGAGAGGUCGUCUUCCUCAGCACACUUAUCUUGACUACACAAUCACUAAUUUUCUGGCUGCUGUUAUCAUAGCUUUUACUUUUGGAGAGAUUGGAAAAGGCACCACUGGAAAGCCUGAUUUCCUUGAGCAAAUAUCCCAGGAUAAUUGGCCCAGUAUUAUGUUUGCAAUGGCUGGCGGUGUAUUUCUGAGUCUUGGAAAUCUUUCAACUCAAUAUGCCUGGGCUUAUGUUAGUCUAUCAGUGGCUGUUGUGAUCUGUUGCAGCAUGGUUGUCGUCAUAGGCACAACCCUGAAUUACUUUCUAGAUGACAGAAUCAACAAGGCGGAAAUACUGUUUCCCGGCGUUGGAUGCUUCUUGAUUGCUAUUUGUUUAGCUUCUGUUCUCCAUUCGUUAAAUGAAGCAGAUAACAAAGCAAAGCUUAAUAGUUAUUCAACCACUAAACGCAAAAAUGGGGAAGAGUUGAAGAGUAUCUCUUUGUCUAAACAGGCAUCUUCAAAUGAUGCACUAGUUGGUAAUGAUGAUCUGGAGAAUGGGAAUAGCAAUCCGGAAAAGGCGGCCUUUGGGACUGCGCAAUUCCUUAUCCAACUAGAACACAAAAGGUCUAUCAAGGCGUUUGGAAAGAGCGCGUUUUUGGGAUUGGGAAUAACGUUCUUUGCUGGACUCAGCUUUUCCCUCUUCUCACCAGCCUUCAAUCUGGCUACAAAUGAUCAAUGGCACACUCUAAAAGAAGGGGUUCCUCACUUAAGUGUUUACACUGCAUUCUUUUACUUCUCACUCUCCUGCUUUGCCCUUGCACUCAUUUUGAACAUCACUUUCCUCUUCCGCCCGAUACUCAACACUUCAAAGUCCUCAUUUAAAGCCUACCUAUCAGACUGGAAUGGCAGGGGUUUGGCAUUAUUGGCAGGACUUCUGUGCGGAUUCGGGAAUGGUCUACAGUUCAUAGGAGGCCAAGCAGCAGGAUAUGCUGCAGCAGAUGCCGUGCAGGCUCUUCCACUUGUGAGUACUUUCUGGGGUAUAGUUUUAUUUGGUGAAUACAGAAGAUCGUCAAUGAGAACAUAUUUGGCUCUUGGGGCAAUGCUGUUUAUGUUCAUUGUGGCUGUUGCCGUCCUCAUUGCCUCUGCAGGGCAUCGGAAAUCGUAG